Molecule: messenger RNA, 1826 nt
Organism: Durio zibethinus
Lineage: Eukaryota; Viridiplantae; Streptophyta; Magnoliopsida; Malvales; Malvaceae
Product: TRP-like ion channel protein (Protein of unknown function, DUF599)
Source: RefSeq, a predicted model, not a curated record
AAAUCUUUUCCCCUGCAAGCGGAGUCCAACCUACCUAGACAGCUAAGUGGCCAACGGCCGACGCUUAUGUUUUGGCUUUGGGUUUAGAGCGUUCCAACUUUCAAGUGAAUUAGAAAAGCAGGUCACGGGAACUUUGGUGGGCUAAGUGCGGUUGGCUCUGCAGUCCACGUAAGAGUCCCACUUGAAUGCUCCUACUGUUAAUUUUCUCUUCUCUUUCCUUGAUCCUUACUUCUUCCCAUUUCCUUCCAUAAAUACGAGCAAAAGCCAAGACAACCCGCAACCUCGACCGCAUCCGUCCCUUUGUUUUCCCCUCUCCGUUCCCACUUGAGACAAAAACACUCCUAUUUGAGGCUUUGAAGAACGCUAGAAGGCCUUAGGGGACUAACCCAAUCCUCUAUACGUUCUACCGUUUGUUGAUUUUCGCUCUUUUGAAACUAUACCGGCCCCUCCAAUAUGACUAUCGAGAAAAAAUAUCUGGAUUGCGUAUUAGUCCCAUUGGGGAUUUUUUUAAUGGUGGCUUACCAUCUAUGGCUUCUCUAUCGGAUCAUAAAACAUCCCACCAAGACUGUCAUCGGUGUCAACGCCAUCAAUCGCCGCUUCUGGGUUCGCGCUAUGAUGGAGGACGUGCCCAAAAAUGGGGUUUUGGCAGUGCAAACGCUGAGGAACAACAUAAUGGCAUCGACCCUGUUGGCAUCAACGGCAAUCAUGCUGAGUUCCCUAAUCGCCGUGUUGAUGAAGAGCGAUAGUAGUGAUAGAUCGUCCUGGUUCGUUUUUGGAGACAGAAGCGACGAAGCAUUUUCCAUUAAGUUAUUCUCAAUUUUGGUUUGCUUCCUGGUGGCGUUCUUGCUCAACCUGCAGUCCAUCAGGUAUUACAGCCAUGCAAGCAUUCUGAUUAAUGUGCCUGUGAAGAAGAUGUCCCAACAUCUGCGGUAUCACCACCUUCCUGCUGAAUAUGUGGCCACCACGGUGAACAGAGGCAGCUAUUUUUGGUCUCUAGGACUACGUGCCUUUUACUUCUCUUUCCCUCUCUUUUUGUGGAUCUUUGGGCCUCUUCCUAUGUUUUUCUGUUGCAUGGCCCUCGUUUUCCUGCUUUAUUUCCUCGAUGCAACCUUUAAAUUUGGGUGGGCCGUUGGGGUUAUUGAUGACAGUGGCCACGAGGACGAGGAAUUAGGGAGUCAGGUUGAUUGUAAUCCCUCUAAUUUCGUAAUAUAGGGCGUCGUUAUAGUUCAUUCGUUCAAUCCAAAUUGAAUCGAAUUGCAUUUCAGCAUAUAGAAAUAAGGAUAUUGUUAAUAAUACCGGCUUAUAUGGCUUUUAGUUUUCCACAAUAAUCAUCAUUGACGAACAGGUUUUAUGACUAGAAAUGGAUUUUGAGCCUUUUCACAUAUAAAGAUGUAUUGAAGGAGAAUUGUUCCACAGGAGGAAUGAAAAUUGAAAGGUUGGUUUCUUCUUCUAUAUAUGUUAUGGAUAUCACUUCCUUUGGCAGCAAGCGUUUAUAAUGUCGAGAAAUAGCUAGUUAUGCACAACCAAACAAUAUAUAAUAAUGCCGUGUGAUCCACCGAUUUCUAGUAGUAAGAAAAGGAAGUAUCCAACUCCAAAUAAGUGCUAUGACAGUUGUUCAGGUUAUUUUAAUCCGUUUAAGGAAGCAAAUUCAAGACAAAAUACUUGAGUAGAAGCCUCCACAAGCGACCGACGUCAUCAUUGUUUUCUUCUGAAGUUCUGCUGUUGAAGAAUUUUACUUCACCAAACUUUUUGAUAUCAUAUACCUAGUUGCAUAUCAAACGUAAUAUUCCAUUUACAAUCAUGACUAAUGAGCAUAAUUAUCCUUA